CCCCUUCUGUUAUCCAACCCCCAAAAUCAAUCAACAAUGCUUCUCACAUCCCAAUUCAAAUCCCUCACCCUCACCAAUCCCUUCCUCCAUGGCGCCACCGCCCCCUUCAAGCCCGCCGCUGCCUCCAUCGCUCCGCCUCCUCCCCCUGCUGUCGUCCCAGUCAUCAGGGCGAUGAGAACCCUGCAAGGCAGAGUGGUGUGCGCCACCAGCGACAAAACCGUGGCCGUGGAGGUGACGCGCCUGGCCCCGCACCCCAAAUACAAGCGGCGCGUGAGGAAGAAGAAGAGGUACCAGGCGCACGACCCUCUGAACCAGUUCAAAGUCGGCGACGUCGUGCAGCUGGAGAAGGGCCGCCCCGUGAGCAAGAACAAGACCUUCUGGGCCGUCCCCGUCCCCGCCCGCCCCUCCUCCUCCAAGCCCGCGGAGGAGAGUCUCGGCAUUCCGUUGGAGUCGGAGUUGAACCAAGUUUGAAUUUUGUAUUAAGGCUUUGUUUUUGUAAUUGCUACUUUUUGGGAAUUACUGCAAUUUUAAGUGAUUAUAUUGUGUUGAA
Salvia hispanica is the source of this 550-nucleotide messenger RNA. It is a transcript of the gene RPS17, whose product is annotated as ribosomal protein S17. Gene Ontology annotation, biological process: translation. Gene Ontology annotation, molecular function: structural constituent of ribosome. NCBI's taxonomy places the organism in Eukaryota, Viridiplantae, Streptophyta, Magnoliopsida, Lamiales, Lamiaceae. Gene Ontology annotation, cellular component: ribosome. The record is from RefSeq and is a predicted model, not a curated record.